AUAUUUUAGAUCUUCCACCAUUCAACAUUUAUAUUUCUUGCUAACGGGUAUGAUAGCCGCUCAUUGGGUUAUAGGAAAUGAACUUGUUCACAGUCUCUACGCAAUAGUUGGAACAUAUUUGAUAAUAAAAUUAGCAGGUGGAAGUUUUGGCUCUGUUGUCGCUUCCUUUCUCUUUAACUUUGGAUAUUUGAUGGUUGGAUAUUAUUACACGGCAUCAGAUGGAUAUGAUAUUUGCUGGACUAUGCCACACUGUAUCCUCUGUCUCAGAUUGAUAGGGUUAACGUUUGAUUUAUACGAUGGUAAACGUGGAGAACUUGAAGGAGAAUCAGUUCUCUCCAAAGACCAGCUGAAAGCUGCACUGGUGGAACCUCCUAGUUUGCUGGAGAUGUUAUCUCACAGCUUCUUUAUCGGAGGAUACUUUGUUGGUCCUCAGUUCAACUUCAGGAAGUUUAAACAGUUCGCUAGUCCAGGGUUCAUUUCGCAACUUCCUGGGUCCCCGAUCUCCUACGGGUUCCGUAGAUUUGGGAUGAGUAUUUUCUAUAUGUUGAUCCAUAUUAUCGGAUCUAUGUACGUCCCCGCUAUGUGGCCCUCCUCCCCCGAGUGGUCGAACACGUCCUUUAUCAAGAAGAUGUUGAUCAUGCCGUUUUGGUGCAAGUUUAUCCUUUACAAGUAUCUCUCGGCUUGGCUACUAGCUGAGGGAGUUUGUAUUAUCUCCGGUCUGAGUUAUAAUGGUUUGAAGGAGGAUGGAAGUGUGAAUUGGAAAGGUUGUGCUAAUGUAAAACUGAGAAGGUUUGAAACCGCGUCUAGGUUCGGACAUCUCAUCGAAUCCUUCAAUAUUAACACCAACGACUGGGCCGCAGCAUACGUUUACAAGAGGUUGAAGUUUAUGAACAACAGGAUUAUCAGCCAGGUGUCAACCCUGUUCUUUCUCGCACUCUGGCACGGGUUCCACACCGGAUACUUCUUCACCUUCAUGAACGAGUUCAUCACGAUGAACUUCGAGAAGGAGCUGAUGGUUCUGCUGGAGAGAAGUGAGAGAAUCGAGAAGUUGAACCAAAACCCUGUCGCCAGGAUAGUCAUGAAAGCGAUCGGUUGGGUCUGGGUCUUUUUCUUCAUGUCUCAGUGCUUCAUUGGGUUCUCUCUCCUUACCUGGGAUAGGUACUGGCCGGCGUAUAAGGAUACAUAUUUUAUUCUCCAUCUCGUUUAUCUAUCCUGGCCUCUCUGGAGACCCCCUUUUAAAUCCUUCCUCAAACUGAAACCUAAACCCGAGAAAAUGGAAUAAUCGGCUUUACAGUGUACUUUGGGUCCGUACAUCUUCUGUACGGAACCUUCUUGCUGCACAGUGCACUCUGAAAGUAUAACACACUGCAUGUAUGAUUGUAUACUGUUCAGUUAACAGUGUACAGGCGUACAAUUUUCAGGUUACGUGCUCAUGAACUCGUUUUAAAGUAGUCAAUUAUUAGAUUUAUGUAUUCACACCUUGUUAUACUUACACUUUAUCAUCAUCAUUACGGAUGGAAUUAAUUGUUGAUACUUAUUAUUGUUUUGUUUUUUUAUUUUACAUAUUGAUCGAUUUGAGAAAAUCUGCAAAUAUUUGUUGGAUUCACUUCACACUUACAAUAGGAAAAUUCUGUAACAAUUAUGUUUCAAAAAGCAAUGUAUUUGUUUCCUAAAAAAUAUUUAUAUUGAUUUUAAUAUGAAAUGAGGGAAAAGUGUAAAAUAUAGUUAUUCAUUCUGUUUAUAAUUCGAAUGUAAAGAAAGCUCCUAAAUGUAAUCUGGCUCUAGUUAACGAUGUGUUUUUUUUUUCAAUUUGUUUGUUGUAGUUUAUUUUUAUAAUGUUUAAGAUUGCUCAUCAUCAAUUAAAGUUGUAGUUCAUCAUAAUUUAGUUUCAACCCGGUAUCAUUAUUAUUAAUGUGAUUAUAGCCCCACCCAGAGUAACGAAAACGCACAAGAACCUUUAAAUCAAAAGGGGUUUACAGUACACUAUACAAUAUAUACAUGAUUUAUCGACUGAUUUUGAUCAAGCAGAGCUUUAUUUUGUACACUUGUCUUUUCUUAUUGAUUCAGUUUCGUUCUGCCAUUUAUAUUUUACAUUAUACAUUAUACACAUAGUUUAUUUUAAUGUAAUUACUUUAGUUUUCAUCACAAGGUUAUAUUUUCAGAA
Messenger RNA from Eurytemora carolleeae, 2164 nucleotides. Its product is annotated as lysophospholipid acyltransferase 5. Gene Ontology annotation, molecular function: lysophospholipid acyltransferase activity; 1-acylglycerophosphocholine O-acyltransferase activity. Gene Ontology annotation, biological process: lipid modification; phosphatidylcholine biosynthetic process. The transcript has 4 exons. The record is from RefSeq and is a predicted model, not a curated record. Gene Ontology annotation, cellular component: membrane. Bases 50 to 1282 code for a protein of 410 amino acids. Lineage: Eukaryota; Metazoa; Arthropoda; Copepoda; Calanoida; Temoridae.